CACCCGGUCCGUCCUUUCCCGCGUGCUCCCAGCGCUGUUAGCCGUUAGCAUUUAGCAGCAGCGCAGUUCAGAAGGAAAAUAGAGUGAAAACAGAACCGGGACGGAACCGAACCGGAGCGGAGCGGACCAGACAUGACUAAAGAACAGGUCACAGGAGCGGCCGAGGAGGAGCAGCAGGCCCAGUCGAAGAAAGCGCUGAAGAAACAGCAGAAGGAAGCAGAGAAAGCGGCGAAAAAGGCUGAAAAGCAGGCCAAGCUGGCGGCGGAGCAGCAGACUGCUGAUGAGGAUGACUUUGCUAAGGAUCGUUAUGGAGUUUCUGCUAUGGUCCAGUCGCAGGAGAAAGUGGACAGGACAUUGGUGCGUGUUCAGGAGCUGACCCCACACAGAGGUGGUCAGCUGGUCUGGGUUCGUGCCAGAAUUCACACCAGCCGAGCCAAAGGGAAGCAGUGUUUCUUGGUUCUGCGUCAGCAGCAGUUUAACGUCCAGGCUCUGGUGGCUGUGGGAGAUCGGGCCAGCAAGCAGAUGGUCAAGUUUGCUGCGAACAUCACGAAGGAGAGCAUUGUGGACGUAGAGGCUGUGGUGCAGACGGUGGAGCAGAAAAUCGAGAGCUGCUCUCAGCAGGAUGUGGAGCUGCACAUUGAGAGGAUCUUUGUGAUCAGUCAGGCUGAGCCCAGGCUGCCUCUGCAGUUGGAGGAUGCUGUGAGACCUGAAACUGAAGGAGAAGAGGAAGGCAGGGCCACUGUUAACCAGGACACCAAACUGGACAACCGGGUCAUCGAUUUGAGGACCACGACCAGUCAGGCCAUCUUCCGGCUGCAGUCCGGAGUCUGUCAGCUGUUCAGAGACACUCUCAUCAACAAGGGCUUCGUCGAGAUCCAGACUCCAAAAAUCAUCUCAGCUGCCAGCGAGGGAGGAGCCAACGUCUUCACGGUGUCGUACUUUAAAACCAGCGCUUACCUGGCCCAGUCCCCGCAGCUCUACAAGCAGAUGUGCAUCUGCGCUGACUUCGACAAGGUGUUCUGCGUAGGACCAGUGUUCAGAGCAGAAGACUCGAACACCCAUCGUCACCUGACUGAGUUUGUGGGUCUGGAUAUAGAGAUGGCCUUUAACUAUCACUACCACGAGGUCAUCGACUCCAUCACUGACACCAUGGUGCAGAUCUUCAAGGGGCUCAGAGACCAUUUCCAGACGGAGAUCCAGACGGUGGGUAAGCAGUACCCCAGUGAGCCGUUCAAGUUCCUGGAGCCGACGCUGAGGCUGGAGUACCGCGAGGCUGUGGCCAUGCUCCGGGCAGCGGGGGUGGAGAUGGGAGACGAGGAGGACCUGAGCACACCUAAUGAAAAGCUGCUUGGUCGCCUGGUGAAGGAAAAGUAUGACACAGACUUCUAUGUUCUGGAUAAAUACCCCCUGGCAGUGAGACCCUUCUACACCAUGCCUGACCCCAACAACCCCAAAUAUUCCAACUCUUAUGACAUGUUCAUGAGAGGAGAGGAGAUCCUGUCUGGAGCUCAGAGAGUCCACGAUGCCCAGCUGCUCACUGAGCGAGCUCUGCAUCACGGCAUAGACUUGGAGAAGAUCAAGGCGUACAUCGACUCCUUCCGCUACGGAGCUCCUCCUCAUGCUGGCGGAGGAAUCGGUCUGGAGAGAGUGACCAUGCUGUACCUCGGCCUCCACAACGUGCGUCAGACGUCCAUGUUCCCGCGUGACCCCAAGCGUUUGACGCCCUGAAAGCUCCCAGGUCUGGCUGAUCUUCUGUCCCGACCAGAGCGGCAGGACACACCAUCAACUGCCGAGUCGGGGAACAGGACGCACCGGGAAGUUCAAGUGCCACCACGAUUUACAGAUAACUUUUUAAUGCUUAUACUAGAGUACGAUAAGUCCGGCCGGAGAAAACGAAGAUAAACUAACGUACCUAAAUCUGUCUGAAGGGAAUCGGUGUUCAGUAACAGUAGGUGAUGUACGAGGGAUGAGGGAGUUUGAGGUGAUCGGUCUUUUUCUACUGAACCAACUUUGCUACCUGACACACUACCGAGUCUGACUAACCAGCCGAUUCCUGCAGUUCUAGUCUUUAAUGUAAUUAGGCAUUUUUAAGGCAUGUAUUAAUUGGCAGAUUGUUAUAUAAGUAAUAAAUAAUUAAAAGAUAAUUGCAUAAACACAAA
Messenger RNA from Pygocentrus nattereri (red-bellied piranha), 2159 nucleotides. RefSeq names its product aspartyl-tRNA synthetase 1 (gene dars1). Gene Ontology annotation, biological process: aspartyl-tRNA aminoacylation. Gene Ontology annotation, cellular component: cytoplasm; aminoacyl-tRNA synthetase multienzyme complex; cytosol. The record is from RefSeq and is a predicted model, not a curated record. Gene Ontology annotation, molecular function: ATP binding; aspartate-tRNA ligase activity; RNA binding. The transcript has 18 exons. NCBI's taxonomy places the organism in Eukaryota, Metazoa, Chordata, Actinopteri, Characiformes, Serrasalmidae. Bases 133 to 1728 code for a protein of 531 amino acids.